Messenger RNA from Lates calcarifer (barramundi perch), 2788 nucleotides. RefSeq names its product neuralized E3 ubiquitin protein ligase 1B (gene neurl1b). Gene Ontology annotation, molecular function: ubiquitin protein ligase activity. Bases 373 to 2097 code for a protein of 574 amino acids. The transcript is spliced from 6 exons. Gene Ontology annotation, biological process: ubiquitin-dependent endocytosis. Lineage: Eukaryota; Metazoa; Chordata; Actinopteri; Centropomidae. Gene Ontology annotation, cellular component: early endosome. The record is from RefSeq and is a predicted model, not a curated record.
UCAUUAAGCUUCAUCAGGGGCUUUUGAGUGAAUUAUUAAAUGAAUUAUUCAGACGCUCUGUGAUGCUUUUGAGGGGGGGGGAUCUCUGCUUACUGUGUCUUUAAAGUCGUGCAGAGGGGAGCCUAUACUAAAGAAAGGAGGGGGCUGCUGUGCGCCAGUUGGAGGUGUCUGCCUGUCGCAGCGGCUUGGGGUUGACAUUAAGAAGAGCGUGUCCAUGCUUCAGCGGGGAGAUACAGCGCAAUUUGAAGGCUCUGAUACUCAGACUGAACUGGCUCCAGGCAGAUACUCAUCAGAUCGAGGAUACAUGGAUGGACAGAGAAACAUUGCAAUCGGAAUUAACUUGUCAGCCGGUGCGAGCAAUAUCUGGAUAUAAUGGGGAAUACGACACCUAAACCUUUAAUAGAUGCGACUCUGCAACCCCGCCCGGUGGCCAGCAGGCAGUACUACACCCUGCCUAACAAUGGGGCAGGUGUGGAGAGAAGGACUUCUGCUCCUCCUGUCAGCAUCAACAUGGAGUCACCCCGCUUUCACCCACAUGCCAAAGGCAAGAAUAUCAGGCUGGAUGGGCAGCUUCGCCGAGCCACUCGCAAGAACAGUUUCUGUAAUGGCAUCACAUUCAGCCAUCGGCCUGUCCACCUCUAUGAGAAGGUGCGUCUUCGUCUGACCGGCGUGCACACUGGCUGGAGUGGAGCUCUGCGCUUUGGUUUCACCAGCCUGGACCCCAGCGAACUGGUUGCAACCGACAUCCCCAAGUACGCUUGCCCAGACCUGGUGACGCGGCCCGGCUACUGGGCCAAAGCUCUGCCUGAGAGACUGGCCCUGAAGGACAACGUGUUGUCAUUCUGGGCUGAUCGCCAUGGAAGAGUUUUCUACAGCAUCAAUGAAGGAGAGCCCAUCCUCUUCCACUGUGGGCUCAGCAUUGGCUGUCCACUCUGGGCCAUCAUAGAUAUCUACGGCAUCACUCAGGAGGUCACACUGCUUGAAAGCACGUUUGCAGAGAGUGUGGGGUCCAGCUGCCUGAGUGCGGCCCGUCUGAGUGCCUAUCUGCCCCAGAGUAGCCACGACUCAGCCAAUUACAGCAACAAUCAGCUGGAGAACAACCAGACUGCUGCUGCCAAGAUGGCUAACCUCCAGCUCAAUAACUACACUCAGCUCAUCCCCUGCUGCUCCUCCACCUCUUCCUCUUCUACACCUUCCUCAUCUGCCUCCACUGGAUUCAGCGUCCCUAGGGUGGUCCGGGGCCUUCCUUCCCCGCUGGACAAUGACUUGCACUUUCACCCCGUCCGUGGCUCUGAUGUAAUACUCUCUGCAGACCGCUCAGCCGCCUGCAUCCACUUUCUGGACAGCAGUCGGACUCUGGUGUUCAGCGACCGGCCGUUGCAUGUGGGUGAGACUUUGUACGUGGAGGUUGGCCAUCUGGGCCUGCCCUACUUUGGGGCACUAUUGUUUGGUUUAACAUCCUGUGACCCGGCUAGUCUGCACGCUGGGGACCUGCCGGCAGACCCUGAGGUUCUCCUGGACCGUAAAGAGUAUUGGGUGGUGCACCGGGACUUUCCCAUGCCCUGCUCUGGUGAUGUGCUCAGCUUCAGUCUGUUGCCCAGCGGAGAGGUGCACCAUGGGGUGAACGGAGUGGGACGUGGCAGGCUGCUCUGUGUGGACUCCUCUCAGGUCCUGUGGGCCUUUUUCACCCUGCAUGGGGCUGUCAACAGACUCAGGAUAUUAGGAACACUGCAGUCCAGUCCUCCCUCCACAUCCCCCAGCACUUCUCAGAGCAGCAGUCCAGAUGACAGUGACUCAGACCUGGCGUUCAGUGUCAACAGAUCCUCCUCUGCCUCUGAAUCCUCUCUGGUGACUGCUCCCAGCUCCCCUCUCAGUCCUCCCGUCUCUCCCAGCCUCACUGCCUCAGAACUGCCCCCUGCUGGAAAGAGCGGAGAAUGCACCAUUUGCUUCGACCAGGAGGUGGACACCGUCAUCUACACCUGCGGACACAUGUGUCUGUGCAACGACUGUGGGCUGAAGCUGAAGAGACAGAUCAAUUCGUGCUGCCCCAUAUGCAGGAGGCCCAUCAAAGAUGUUAUCAAAACAUAUCGGCCAUGAAGGUCCAGCUAUAUCAAACAGGUGCUGUGACUUCCAUCGCUGGAUGCCACCUGUUUCCCCCUCUCAGGCUAUGCUGGAUCUUGACCCCAUUCGGAGAUUAGCCACACCAGGACGUAACUGUGCCUAUAUAUUCAUUUUGUAUGAGUAAAUCAUAUCUGGAAAUAGACUAGGCUCUUCAAACACAAACUGUCACAAAGCUCAUUGUAACACAUAGACUGCAUACAUGAGCUCCUAUAUUUUGGCAAAGGAAGAAGAGAUGAAUCAUGUGCUCCUAUUUUGUAUUUUCCAUGUGAUGACUAUUACGUCACAUGUAUUUGCUGAGCAGAAAAGCCUGCUGUGAAUAUUUCAUCUUUACUGUCAUUGUCCUAGAUUUAUGUGUGCUUCAGCAGAAUAUGCGGACCGUAGUCUAUGACUUCUAGUGCCUUAGAUUUUUGUCACAUAGUGUGUCCAAGUAAUUAUGCUAACAAUCCUAGCCAUAUUUCAAUGUACAGUACUGAAAGCUUGUGGUGAAAAAGGCACACAGAUACAGAAUUUAUGCAAUAAAGGGUGUAAUAGUAAGUGGAAAGACUGUAACUGUAUGUAAGCGUGUUCAGUGGUUUGCUUUAUGUAAAGUAUGUGUGGAAAGUAUAAAAUGAAGAAUCUGGUUUUGCACAUUGAGAGAUUAAUAAAAGUGGACUAAGUGUGAUUAAAA